Protopterus annectens (West African lungfish) is the source of this 3011-nucleotide messenger RNA. It is a transcript of the gene PRKAR2B, whose product is annotated as protein kinase cAMP-dependent type II regulatory subunit beta. Gene Ontology annotation, cellular component: cAMP-dependent protein kinase complex. The transcript has 11 exons. The record is from RefSeq and is a predicted model, not a curated record. Lineage: Eukaryota; Metazoa; Chordata; Ceratodontiformes; Protopteridae. Bases 456 to 1664 code for a protein of 402 amino acids. Gene Ontology annotation, molecular function: cAMP-dependent protein kinase regulator activity. Gene Ontology annotation, biological process: regulation of protein phosphorylation.
CCCUAAGUCUCGAGGCUGAAAAUAAUUCAGUUGUGCUUUUUUUUUCUCACUGUAUAAUGAGGGACUGGAAAAGGGGCGCAUAAAAGCUCAUACGCAAAUCUCCUAUGGGAGGUUGCUAUGGUUUCGGGGGGUCACAUGCGCGUGGUUCCCCUGCUUAGAAAGCCAUGCAGAGAUGCUACAUGGUACCACGUGCUGUUGUCAGUCCGCACUGAAAGGAGAAGAGAAAACACCGACGGGGGAAAACCAUCAUGAGACAUCAUCCGACUGGGGUACUGUCCUUGUAGAUUGGGGUUUAAGACACCUAAAACAUACUAAUAAUCAGCCCACGUCAGAUCUGCAAUGAAAUAGCGCUGCACCAAGGGAGUUAGGGUCGUGUUAAAUUGGCGGUGUCAUAUUCGACAAGGGAUCGCCGAUCUGUUAUUUUUGUCCAGUUUCUACUUUAGAUUGCUAUAGGAAUGAGUAUAGAAAUCCCUGCAGGACUGACUGAGCUGUUGCAGAGCUUUACCGUGGAGGUGCUGAGAAACCAGCCGGGUGACCUGCUCGAAUUCGCCUUGCAGUACUUCACCAAAUUGAAAGAGAAUCAAAGUAAAGGAGCAGCUUUCGGCCAUGAGAGGAACACCGCUUUCAGACCUUCCAGAGGGGUUAACUUUGCCGAUGAACCCAUGCAGACAGAUUCGGAAGACGGGGAAGAUGACGAGGAUGAAGAAGAAUUUACAGCUCCAGUAAUUAACAGAUUUACCAGACGAGUAUCAGUAUGUGCAGAAGCUUUCAAUCCAGAUGAAGACGACGACUCUGAACCCCGGGUUAUUCACCCUAAAACCGAUGAACAGAGAAGUCGAUUACAGGAAGCCUGCAGAGACAUCCUUCUCUUCAAGAGUUUGGACCCGGAACAGAUGUCUCAGGUACUAGACGCCAUGUUUGAAAAACUGGUUAAAGCUGGAGAACAUGUGAUUGAUCAGGGUGAUGAUGGCGAUAACUUCUAUGUUAUUGAAAGGGGAACAUAUGAUAUUUAUGUAAAAUGUGAAGGAGUCGGUAGAUGUGUUGGCACCUAUGAUAACCGUGGGAGCUUUGGUGAGCUGGCCUUAAUGUACAAUACACCCAGAGCAGCCACAAUAAUUGCUACCUCACCGGGUGCUUUAUGGGGUUUGGACAGAGCAACAUUCCGCAGAAUUAUUGUGAAAAACAAUGCCAAAAAAAGAAGAAUGUAUGAAGCCUUUAUUGAGUCACUACCAUUCCUUAAGUCAUUAGAGCCAUCAGAACGAAUGAAAGUAGUAGAUGUUAUAGGCACCAAAACAUACAAUGAUGAUGAAAAAAUCAUUGCUCAGGGAGACAAAGCAGAUUGUUUUUAUAUAGUAGAAUCUGGGGAAGUGAGAAUAACCAUAAAGACUAAGUCAAAACAAGACAUGGAGGUUAAUGGUGCUGUGGAAAUUGCUCGAUGUUCCAGAGGACAGUACUUUGGAGAACUUGCCUUGGUUACAAAUAAGCCACGUGCAGCUUCAGCAUAUGCUGUUGGACAUGUCAAAUGUUUAGUUAUGGAUGUACAAGCCUUUGAACGACUGUUAGGUCCUUGUAUGGACAUUAUGAAAAGAAACAUUGCAACCUAUGAAGAGCAACUGGUUGCCCUGUUUGGAACAAAUAUGGACAUCUCUGACCCUAAUGCAUAAAAUGUCAAAGACAUUCACCAAGGCCUGAUGGAAAAUAGCACAGCAGUGGUUAAACCAUUGAAAGUAUACCUGUUUUGUGUCGAUGCCAAGCAUUUCUGUGACAGUAGUUUUCUGAAUAUUUGGAGUAUGCCACUACAGAGGCAGCAACUUUUAUAGUCAUUCUCAACCAUAUGUAUCAGGAGAAUCGAUACAUUGAUGUCCUCAGUAGGCCAUCUUCUGCUAUACAGAAUGGGUACACUUGGCUGGAGGGAUUGUAUUUUUCUGAAUGUGCUAUACUGAAAGUUUUGUAGUUAAAAUGUUUACUGAUAGUAGUACCGGUGAUGGAAUUCACUUCAGCCUUUAAGGAUGAAUGUAAUUGCUUUCUCACUGUACUACAAACAAGUAGAAGAGUUUAUGUACGUUCUUUAUUGCUUACCAUACAUUAUUAUGUCACCUUUAUGUAAUAAGUAUGCUGUUUUAUCUUUUUUUUCAAGUCACACUGAUUUGUGUCAUCUCCUUAUUAAACAUGUACAUGAAUAAAGUCAAAAAUGAUUUGGUCAAGUUGACCAUAAUGUUACAUAGCCAUAUGCAGUCCAAGGCAUUCAUACUUUGCAAUAAACCUAAACAUUCUGGCUUCUUACAAGAUGCCAGGCUCAGUUUUUCAUUCCUUUUUUAAAAUGUUCUGAUAUUCAUAUGAUCUCUUUUUAUUGCAGGUCUGUUGACAUUUUAGACUUGCGUUAGACAAGAAAAAGGAAGUAAGACAGCCAAAAAAUGAUGGAGAUACUGUAGUUACAGGCAAUGCAAGUUAGCAGAUAAAACAAAAUCUGCCCUUGUGCUUUUAUAGUGUUGAUGUUCAUCAUAUACAUUCAUGAACAUGUUCUCAUCAUCUACUACUACAGUUUAUGUGAGAACAUAGUUUAAAGUCUUACUUGUUUUUUUCUUGUGUUUUUUGUUAGUGUCACCUGCUUCUGUUAAGUCUGUAUCAGGAGAAUUUUAAUAGAUUUUUUUGGGUUCACUUGUUACAUUAUAGUUCUUCCUUUUCUGUGUAAAAAAAAACAGUAUUAAAAGGGUGGCAUAGUGUGUUUUGUUGGGGACAGCAGACUCUUUAAUCAGAUUGUGAAACAUGUUCUUCUGUGUCAUAUAUUUACUGGACAAACAAUGGGAUAAAGCCAGGAACUCAGAAAAUGUAAUAUAUAAGCAGUUUGAAACCAGGAUGGUGUAAACAAUGAUUUCAUACAUUCUUUUUGUAAUUUCCUGCUUUUUAAAUUGUCUGAUGUCUUCCAGUUUCAUUCUAAAAACAUACAUGAUCCUCCAGUUCUGACAUUUAAUUAUUUAUAUUUGUUUAAAUAAAUGGAUUGUCAAUAAGAA